CCACAGUUCCGGCUUAUUUCAUCAUACAGAGCAACAGUAUAUAAGAAGUGGACUUUCAGUAGUUCAGCACCUCAGACUGAAGCUACAGGCUGACACUGAGAAGACAGAAGAGAAGGAAAUCUGCAGCAGGUCUUCAUCUUUGACAUCUGCAUCAUCAUCAUCACCAUGAAGUUGCUGGUUGUGUUUCUACUCAUUGGUACCAUGAUGGCCCUGACAAGAGCUUUUCCAGAGCCAGAGCCAGAGGCUUUCCCUGAGGCAGAACCAGAGGACAGUGAUGAUGAAUCAACUGACGAAGCUAUGCCAGAGCCAGCUGAAACAGGGAAUGGAACAGAUGAGGGAACAAACCUGGCAGUUCUCAAAAGGUCAGCAAGGUCUAGCUGUACAAAUCGAAACAACUACCGAGACAACUACUGGUAUCGGUACGGUGACAGCUAUUAUGUCUAUGUUACAAGAGGCGUGAACUGGGUUACAGCACAGAGAUUGUGUGUGAGUUAUGGUGGAAGUCUUGUAUCCCUACGGAACUCAAGAGAGGAAGCUUUUGUUAAGCUUCUGGCAAAGAACAGAUAUGCAUGGAUGGGACUCUCUGAUGCACAGCAGGCCGGUGUGUGGCUUUGGAUUGGGGGAGCACGUUACAGCUAUUCCAACUGGUGUCGCAGAGAGCCUUCUAAUGGUUCCAGUGAGAAAUGUACACUGAUGAACGUGUCAAGUGCAAGGUGCUGGUAUGAUAUCGCCUGCACACCCAAUGUCUAUUUUAUCUGUUCCAGAAGAGUUCGUUAAUUCCUGAGGGAACAGAGAUGCAUAAACCUGCAAAACACAAACACUCAGUGAUGUGUGUUUGUGUCUAAAGUUUGUGCACUCAUCAGUCUUCGUCAUCAGUCUCAUAUAUAAACUGUUGACCUGACAUUUUAAAUCAAACCUAUAUUUCUUUUCUUUUCUCUUGCUGUAACGCUAACCAAGGAAAGAAGCGAUGAGUAAAAUGUUAACUGCAGGUGGACUGCUUUUAGGACCUUGUGUCUCAUGAAGAGCAGAUUGAAAGGUUUUGAAAAGACGCUUUUGGCACAACUUGAUUCUGUUUCUGUUCUUUUCCUGUAAAGCAUGAUUAAAAAGCUGAAGCAUCAAAAAC
This is a messenger RNA of Sphaeramia orbicularis (orbiculate cardinalfish), 1123 nucleotides long. Its product is annotated as galactose-specific lectin nattectin-like. The record is from RefSeq and is a predicted model, not a curated record. The transcript is spliced from 9 exons. NCBI's taxonomy places the organism in Eukaryota, Metazoa, Chordata, Actinopteri, Kurtiformes, Apogonidae. The coding region runs from base 166 to 777 and encodes 203 amino acids.